GCUGUUGUUUGUGAGUACAGACGCUUUACAGAGAAGCAGCUCAAACCCACAGCCGGACAGCCACUCUGCUGCCAUCAUGAGAGAGUUCAAGAGCAAAGAAUUCUGGAGAGCUGUUCUGGCCGAACUGGUUGGCAUGACCCUUUUCAUUUUCCUUAGCAUCGCCUCUGCCAUUGGGAACAAGAACAACACUAGCCCAGACCAGGAGGUGAAAGUGUCUCUGGCCUUCGGAUUGGCCAUUGCCACGCUGGCCCAGAGCUUAGGCCACAUCAGUGGAGCCCACCUGAAUCCCGCAGUCACCCUCGGGAUGCUUGCCAGCUGCCAGAUCAGCGUGUUCAAGGCUGUCAUGUACAUAGUGGCCCAGAUGCUGGGUUCGGCCCUGGCCAGUGGCAUUAUGUAUGGAGUGCGUCCAAAUGCCAAUGAUGCACUGGGGCUCAACACUCUCAACGGCGUUACUCCCAGCCAAGGCGUGGGCAUUGAGCUCCUGGCAACCUUCCAGCUGGUGCUGUGUGUCAUUGCAGUCACUGAUAAAAGGCGGCGUGAUGUCACAGGCUCAGCGCCCUUGGCCAUCGGCCUCUCGGUUUGCCUGGGACACUUGGCAGCUAUCAGCUACACAGGCUGCGGUAUCAAUCCUGCUCGGUCCUUUGGCCCGGCUUUGAUCCUGAACAAUUUUGAAAACCACUGGGUGUACUGGGUGGGGCCAAUGUGCGGUGGUGUAGCGGCAGCUCUUAUCUACGAUUUCCUGCUCUCCCCCAAAUUUGGCGAUUUCCCUGAGCGCAUGAAGGUCCUGGUCAGUGGUCCAGUGGGUGACUACGAUGUUAACGGAGGCAAUGAUGCCACAACUGUGGAGAUGACGUCGAAGUAGCGCUGUGCAGUCACAACCACUCAGUGUCCUUGCACAUGUCUAUACGCCUGUAAAAAAAAAAGUUCUUGAAUUUAGUGUAGCAUGUCAAUGUUUUUGUGCUCUUUUUGAAAUGCCAAUGCGGACUGUGGUUGGGGGGGUCAGUUAGUGUCUCGUUCUAAUUCACUCCUUUGUUUGACCCCGCACACAGUUGUUAUCCAAGCUGACACUCAAACAUACAGUAUAAGUCAAGGUUGUGAACAUCUUGACUGGGCAGUGUGUUGAAUUUCCCAUAUCAGUAUUCUAUGUUGAGCCUUUUUUUUUUUUGUAUACAUAUUUUUAUGUGCCUCUAUCAUUUCUUAUUUCUGAUGAAUAAUGUGUUCUGUGUACACUCAUGAAAUGUCUGUCACUUUUUUAAGUAAAUAAAA
Molecule: messenger RNA, 1266 nt
Organism: Xiphias gladius (swordfish)
Lineage: Eukaryota; Metazoa; Chordata; Actinopteri; Istiophoriformes; Xiphiidae
Product: aquaporin-1-like
Exons: 4
Coding region: 77-862 (261 amino acids)
Biological process (GO): hyperosmotic response; carbon dioxide transmembrane transport; renal water transport
Cellular component (GO): membrane
Molecular function (GO): glycerol transmembrane transporter activity; carbon dioxide transmembrane transporter activity; ammonium channel activity
Source: RefSeq, a predicted model, not a curated record